Messenger RNA from Raphanus sativus (radish), 663 nucleotides. RefSeq names its product signal peptidase complex-like protein DTM1. Gene Ontology annotation, biological process: anther wall tapetum development. The coding region runs from base 126 to 458 and encodes 110 amino acids. The transcript has 2 exons. The record is from RefSeq and is a predicted model, not a curated record. Gene Ontology annotation, cellular component: endoplasmic reticulum membrane; signal peptidase complex. NCBI's taxonomy places the organism in Eukaryota, Viridiplantae, Streptophyta, Magnoliopsida, Brassicales, Brassicaceae.
AAACAUAUAAAUGACUCCUACAUAAUCUGUGAACCUUCUUUCCAUGUUUCUCUGUUACCAUCCUUUUCUUUCGCUUCUAAUAAAGAACCUAUAAUAAGAUAAUUUUCUUUUAAGUUUUCUUUAACAUGACAAACGAAGCAGCUUUGAGAUCGUCAAUGGUAGGUCUUGCAUUGGUGAUGGUGUUGGUAUGGUUAUGGACACAGUCUUUAAAGAAGACGGUUGUUACCUAUGCAAUCGGUGUUUCUCUGAUCGCUGGCAUAGUCUUACCUGACUGGGACUUCUUUGAUCGGAGUUUCUCCCGGUGGACCUACCCUGUUACGGCCGAGGAAAGAGCAGCUGCUCUCUCCCGCAAAUCACAAUCUUCAAGCAGGUUUAGAGUGUACCCUAUGCGGAUGGUCGUAUACGUAACGGUGUACGGAUAUGCAGUGUAUAGGUGGUGGAUGUUCGUGACGAAAUGAAGCCAUUUUGUUCCAUCUUUCUGUGUGUUUAGCGUUGAUUAACAUAUUAUGUUAGCGGUGUUUCUUUAAAUAAAAUUUUGAAAUCUGAAUAAUAUGUCAGACCUACUGAAACCAAAAAAAAGGAAAGAGAUCCACCAUCGCACAAUGGUGUCUGUUAAAGAUAGUACAAAAACCGUAAAAUGUAUAUUGGAAGUUUUUUUGUUUU